AUUACUGUCUGAGUUGGAUUACUUCUUCCUGCUCCUUUUAAAGGCAUGUCAAUGCUUGUUCAUGGAAUUUACUUUUAUGAUACAUACUUUUUUGUCGAACUAAUCUAACUUUCUGUCUUGGUCUUGUUUACGUUACUCGUUACAACACAAAAAGUAAUCUGCGUGAAAUGAACCUGCAGAUUAUUCACUCACGGGAAAGUAUGAUAAUAACAUACAAUACAAUAAAUACGAUAGUGUUUUUUUUUUUUUAAGUUUUGUUCCUAUAUGACACGGCGUCGCUCUCUGUGUGCAGGGCGGCUCCUCUCAGUGCAGUUGCGGUUGUCUGUAGCGGCGGCUGGUCACAUGGCCCACGUGCAUGUAAAUGACAGGAGGGAGUGGAGAAGCAGAGGAGGAGGAGCGGGUGUUGUGGGGGGAGACAGAGGGAAAGUGAGGGGCACUCGCUGACACAACGGAGGGAGCGCUUUUUUUUUUUUUUUUUUUUUUUACGAGGUGCCUUGAAGGGGACCCUGCGUGGCUCCCACCGUCCCGUCUGUGCGCUCGGACGGUAUCGGGGAGCCGUCGGUCGCGUUCGCGCUCUCGGAUAUUAUUUAUAACCGCCUAGAAAAUUGGAUGACACACACACACACACACACACACACACACACACACACACACACGGGCAAGAGAAUCCCGGAAAUAACAUGCGUACUCUCAGCCUGUCACGUACGCUCGCUGUGGAUUUGCAUUGCUGUCGGCUGCCGUAGCAGGGACGUGAACAUGAGGCUGCUAAGUUCAGAAAUCAGCAGUCGGAAUAUAAGUCGUAAAAAAAAUGGUGUUUCAGUCCAAUAUGAGUGAGUUAAAACACCCAACACAGCCCCACAAUGUGUAUAAGAGGGAUACAAACGCAUUUGAAGAGCAUUAAAUGAGAGGAUAAUGGGUGAAAUAAAGGCAGGAGGAAGAGGGUCGGGGCAUGAAACUUCUCGCAGCUGUGGCAGAGCUCCUCUCCAUCAGAGACAGCAGUGGCUCAGCUAGAAAAUGAAGCGAGGACGUGAGCUACGUGCGCAUCCAGCCGAUGACGAGAUGAAAUGGAGAGCUUGGGACACACGGACCUUAUAAACCCAAGCUCUUCCCGCGGACCCGUCGCUUUUUCACCCACACACGAGAGAGGGACGAGCGGGCAGCAGCAGCUCGUCGGUGCAGCCGCGGACAUUCACCGAGCGGACAUGGGUCUGAACGGCUUCUGCGCGGCGCCGGUCGGCAGUCCGACCGCCGAGGAGUUGCUGGCGGGUCUGGCUUCGCAGACCGACUCCCCCGCGAUCACAACCCCGACGAAGCAGUCCAAGACCGGCGUGCCGCUCUACAGCGGCGGGGUGGUGUCUCCGUCCGCCACCGUGGAAGGCAGCCACGCCGGAGCUCUGGCCCACACGCCGAACGGUUACCCGGCGCAGAUGAAGGGGCAGGCGGGGGUGACAGGCGGCCCCAUGUACCCCCCAACCAGCAGAGCCUGUCUGGUGGAGAACGGGGACCGGACUGCUCAUGAGAAGUGCCCCUCGGUGAUGAGGAGGAUCAAUGGUGACCUGAAAGCCAGACAGGUCCAACAGCAGAAGCGGAGAGGUGGGGAGAACCGGGACAUGGGGUCAGGUAGCCUUACUGGGCUCGUGGUCGGGUCAUCCGGGUCGGGGAGUUCUGUGGACCCGGGGGACUCGGACUCUAAACGGAGAAGGCUGGCUGAUGGAAGUGUCGCUCACAAAUCUUCAGAAGCCUCCAGAGCGGGCCGAGUAGUCGCCUCGCUCACAGUCCCAGUCAGCAGCUCCCAAAUGACCAUUGGCCAUGUGCAUUUUGUCACCCCUCAAUCUCCCUUCACCCCUCCUGCCCCUCAUACUAACCAGCACAAGGGACUCAAAGUGGCCCCUCUGGGCCCACCAGCUGCCUCCAGCCAGACCUCCCCAGUCGAGGCUGACAGCAUCCCGACCCCGCCGCCUCCUGCAGGGGCCGGCUGGUCAGCAGAGCGGAUAGCCCUGCAGUACAUCGUCCCCUGCAUGAAAUACUAUGGCAUCUGUGUGAAGGACAACUUCCUGGGCCCUCAGCUGGGCGACAGGGUCCUGGAGGAGGUGGAGCUCCUAAACCGGAGCGGGAAGUUUCGUGGCGGGCAGCUGGUGAGCCAGAAGAGCAUACCUUCUCGGAGCAUCCGGGGCGACCAGAUCGCCUGGGUGGAGGGACGGGAGCCCGGUUGCAUGAGCAUCGGGAUGCUGAUGGCUCACAUUGACGAGGCCGUCAUGUACAGCGCUGCCAAUGGACAGCUGGGGGACUGUGUCAUCAAUGGACGCACUAAGGCCAUGGUUGCCUGUUACCCAGGCAACGGGGCAGGUUACGUCCGCCAUGUUGACAACCCAAACGGCGACGGACGCUGCAUCACGUGCAUCUACUAUCUGAACAAGAACUGGGAUGUCAAGAAACAAGGAGGGAUGCUGCAGAUCUACCCCGAGGGCAAAAGUGUGGUAGCCAACAUCGAACCUCUGUUUGACCGGCUGCUCAUCUUCUGGUCUGACCGCAGGAACCCACACGAAGUCAAGCCAGCCUACGCCACUCGCUACGCCAUCACAGUCUGGUACUUUGAUGCCAAAGAGAGAGCUGAAGCUAAAGAGAAGUACAAACUGGCAACGGGGCAGAAAGGUGUUCAAGUGCCUGUCACUCAGAACAGCAGGACAUAAAUCUCAUCUAAUCACUGGAGAUGUGCCUUCCUGAACUGCUAAUGGACGCCGAGAUCAUAAAGGGAGACACUGUUAGACUGUCAGUUAUCUCGGCAGCGACCGUGCCACUUUUUUACGGUGUCAGCUGUACAUCACUGGCUGUGUGAUGUAAUGUUUUCCUGCCAUGUGAUUGGGCUGCAGAUCAAAGAGGUGGCAGAUAAAGAGCACAAUGGACUGGAUUAUGUGGGGGAGGAGAGAUCGGAAUUGCGUACCGUGUCAAAAAAAAAAAAAAAAAAAACGGAAGAAGGAGAAGAAGAAAAAGGACUUCGACCUCUCACUGAAUCAUGUAUGAAGACAAGACAGCUGAAAACACGGACUCCUUUAUUUGAUUUUGUUGCAGUUUUGCCUGUUCAGUUAUCAGUGACAUUGUGGUAUAGUGAGAAAUCAUUGUUUUACUCUUCUCUGGUGUCGGUUUCAUUUCAAGGAGAGGGAUGGUGAAUCGGUGGACGGACAGUGGGGGGUUGGGGGUAAAGGGGCGCAGGUCUGUGAUGUGGUCCCCUUGUCUCAUGAUGUGGGAGAGUGUGUAUGAGUGGUCAGUUGUAAAAGACAGGGGCUCAGAAAAUCGGGGCAUCAAGUGGUUGUCGACCGCGAUGCAGUCCUCCAUGUCAGUCCCGGCACAAGCACUAAACCUAAACAUUACAGGGACGCACUCGAGGGCAAUUCUAAGCUGUAGUUUCAUUCUAUGUAGCACACAAUUAGAGUUCAGGAAGUGACCCAGGACUUCAGUUCAAUGUCUGGCUGAUAUAUAUAUAUUUUUUUUUAAAAUGACGUCACAAAAUGAUUAAUUCCUCCCCUUUUUCUGUAGUUUCAUUGUAUGAAACAGAUUUUGAAGACUGCCCCUGCAUUAAAAAAUAGUUUGCCUUGACUCAAAAUAUUUUGAUUACAUGAACAUUUACCAUCAAAUUUUAUUACAUAUGUUCAGUGUCAAGUGUCAGAUUUAAAGAUGCAAAAUGUAAGAAUUGCUGUCGAAUUUGUUCUCAAAAGACAUACAGGGCAGCACAUCACCAGAGUGACCACUAGCUGCUGCUAACUGCAGUUGCUGCUAGCUAGUUAGCUCAGUUUGCAGUUCAGGCUGGGAGCUCGGAGACCAGGUGACUGUCAUGUCCAAUUUUCCACCAACACUGGAAUAUGAGGAAAUAAGACAUUAUGCUAAAGUUAGCAUGCUAACAAGCUAGCCCCCAACCCAUCCUGUUUCGUUAUAUAUACGCCUACUCUGAACCGCUAGCUGCAUGGCUAACUGAGCUGACUAGCAAAUGGCAGCUGCAGUCAGCUGCAGUCAGCAGCAGUCAGCGGAUACUCUAGUGUUGUGCUGCCCCCUAUUUGUUUGGAGUGGCCUUGGACAGAUCUCUAAAUGUGACCCUUUACAUUGAACUUAUGUAAAAGAAUUAGAUGGAAAAUGAACAUGUAGUUGAAAUAAUGAGAGUCACUAUUUUAGGAAAAUUAUUUUUAUGAGCAUAGAGAACACAAAGCUUUUCUUCAUAACCGUGGAGUGGUGCUCUUUGUAGGACUAAAGUACAUGACUCACACUUGAGACAAGAGGCGAGCUGUGCAGAGACAUGGGGUCAAAACAGGGUUUGAUGAAACAGAGUGUGUUUUCUGUGUCGCCGUGUGUGUGUUUGUGUGUAUGCUCAUUAGCUUCUCUUAUCUGUUCUUAACAAGAUAAAAAACAGCAUGUAUCACCAGAGUGGACGCUAUAACACAAACCUUCUGCCCAAACGAACACACACCUGUACACUUAAGACCAUUUACAGUCUAAAGCACAGCGUUUAAGCAUACACUGUAUGUGAACUGCAGGGUCAAACUACUGUCUGCUCGUGUGUGGGAUCGAGUGUCUGUGUGUAAAAAUGUGUGUGACGAUUGCCACUGUCUAGGAGCGUCGCAGGUGUUUUCUCAGUGUGUUUAAAGAGAUGGUUAUUUUUUUUGAAAAAAGCACUUUAUUGUUUGGAAAUACCAUGCGUGAAUGAUAGAAAAAAAACUAUAACUGAAAAUGUAGAUUAAUGCCUUUAUGCUGUGGAUAAUAUGGUCAUUCAAAUGCAAUAGAAACUAAAACAAUGAGAACAAAUGGAAAUUGUUUGCCUUAUUCUUUUGUUUUUAUUUUGCAGUAUUUAAUUAAAACCCUUCUGUUUUUGUACA
This is a messenger RNA of Acanthopagrus latus (yellowfin seabream), 4862 nucleotides long. RefSeq names its product egl-9 family hypoxia-inducible factor 2 (gene egln2). Gene Ontology annotation, cellular component: nucleus; cytoplasm. NCBI's taxonomy places the organism in Eukaryota, Metazoa, Chordata, Actinopteri, Spariformes, Sparidae. Gene Ontology annotation, molecular function: ferrous iron binding; L-ascorbic acid binding; peptidyl-proline 4-dioxygenase activity. The record is from RefSeq and is a predicted model, not a curated record. The coding region runs from base 1065 to 2690 and encodes 541 amino acids. Gene Ontology annotation, biological process: peptidyl-proline hydroxylation to 4-hydroxy-L-proline; cellular response to hypoxia. The transcript has 7 exons.